AAAAUGUAAUACUUAUUUUGGUUAAAUGUAGUUGAAUUUGUGAUUUGUUAUAUUUUAAAAUAAAUUCCGCGGGAAACGUUGCAACUGUUACCAAGCUGGAAUUCCGUUCUGGAUCUUCUAAAUUUGACGUCAGGUCUAUUUAUGAAAUCACCACAGUAACUGGACACGCGGUUAUCUGAGCUCUGGUACCGAUGGCGUCAGUGUUCUCUCAGCUGAUUGGCCAGUGGCUGGAUGUUCAGGGAUUCCUCAUAUUUCUCUCUGUGCUGCUUCUGGUGAAACACUUUCGAGAUGUUUUUACGAAUAACAUGCCACCCGGACCCUUCCCUCUGCCUUUUAUUGGAAACGUGUUAAGUAUAGGCUUUGGGGAUCCAAUGGAGGUCUUUCCCAAGGUUGCAGAGAAGCAUGGAGAUGUGUGCACAUUUUAUAUUGGAACCAAACCCUGUAUCCUGAUGACGGGAUAUGAGGUCUUCAAAGAGGCGUUUGUGGAGCAGGCGGACAUCUUUACUGACCGACCGUUCUUCCCUGUCAAUGACAGGAUCUGCAAAGGGAAAGGUCUGAUCUUCUCCGGUGGUCACAUGUGUCGUCAGCAGAGGCGUUUCGCUUUGGCCACACUCAAGUAUUUCGGUGUAGGCAAGAAAACUCUAGAAAACUCCAUCCUGCAGGAGUGUCGCUCUGUCUGUGACGCUGUACACAGCGAGCGAGGUUUGCCGUUCAACCCUCAUCACAUCCUGACCUACGCGGUGGGCAAUAUAAUAUGCAGUCUUGUUUUUGGCUACAAGUUCGAUUACGGCAACGAUGAUUUUAAUAAACUGUUGGACUAUUCAGAUGACACCUUUAAGCUGCCCAUUAAUAUCUGGGGCCGGUUGUAUAACGCGUUUCCCACUGUGAUGCCAUUGCUGCCGGGAAAACACCAGACUGCGUUUGCCAACCUCACCAAGCUGAAGCUGUUUUUCCAGGAGGAAAUCAACAAACACAAGGAGGAUAGAAACCCAUCCAGUCCGAGAGAUUACAUCGACUGUUACCUGGACGAAAUCGAGAAGUGUAAGGACAAAGAAGCCGAGUUCACAGAGGAAAACCUGAUUCACUGUGUGCUGGAUCUGUUUGGCGCGGGGACAGAAAGCACUGCUAAAACACUGGUUUGGGCUUUACUCUACAUGGCCAAGUAUCCUGAUGUGCAAGAGAAAGUGCAUAGUGAGAUCGAUCAGGUGAUUGGACAGUCUCGUCAGCCACUGAUGGAGGACAGGGCUCAUCUGCCGUACACAUAUGCAGUCAUGCAUGAGGUUCAGAGGUUUGCAAACGUCCUGGCUUUUAUCCCACCUAGAGUCGCCAGCAAAGACACUACAGUUGCAGGAUUUCUGAUCCCAAAGGGUGUGAUGGUGUUGCCGAUGCUGAAGCCGAUCCUAGAGGAUAAGAAUGAGUACAGCACCCCCAAUGAAUUCAACCCGGCUCACUUUCUGGAUGAAAAUGGCAAAUUUGUGAAGAGAGAAAAUUUCAUCCCCUUUUCAAUAGGUAAGCGGAUGUGUCCAGGUGAGCAGCUGGCCGUUAUGGAGCUCUUCCUGUUCUUCAUCUCUCUGAUGCAGCAUUUCACCUUCCUGCCUCCUGAAGGAGAAAUUCUGAGUCUGAAGAGGACGGUGGCCAUCGCUUCUGCUCCUGCUCCCUUCCGUAUUAAAGCUGUGCCUCGACAAUGCGACACAACUGCAUCCUAAAAUAUGAGAAUCAGCUCAGAUAAACAUUAGAGAAAUACAGUCGAUGACAAAAUGAUGACUUUAGUUAUUCAAAUAUAACUAAUGUUUGACAUCAGAGUGAGGAAACUUUUGACAGAAUUCCCUAUCACAGUUUUCUCAUCUUUUAAGCUUAAAAACUGGCAAGGUCAACAUUAUUAGCCUCCUUGAGAAAUUAGAUGUAUUUUUGGGUUGUCUACAGAACAAAA
This is a messenger RNA of Danio aesculapii, 1930 nucleotides long. RefSeq names its product cytochrome P450 2J4. Gene Ontology annotation, molecular function: iron ion binding; oxidoreductase activity, acting on paired donors, with incorporation or reduction of molecular oxygen, reduced flavin or flavoprotein as one donor, and incorporation of one atom of oxygen; heme binding. Gene Ontology annotation, biological process: xenobiotic metabolic process. The transcript has 11 exons. The record is from RefSeq and is a predicted model, not a curated record. Gene Ontology annotation, cellular component: cytoplasm; intracellular membrane-bounded organelle. NCBI's taxonomy places the organism in Eukaryota, Metazoa, Chordata, Actinopteri, Cypriniformes, Danionidae. Bases 192 to 1706 code for a protein of 504 amino acids.